CUUUCCCCAAUACUGUUAAUAAUAUACAUAUUCCAUGUUCAUGCAGUUUUGUUCAUUACGGUUACAAUCUAUGAUGUCAUAUCCUGUUCACCAACAGCUAAAGUUUGAAUCAUUUCAAAGGCUGCGACUCACUGUGCGCUCCACCAAAACUCAACAUGACUAGAGCCAUUAUUUCAUUGAUUCUGUUACUGCACUGGAGCCAAGGCGCUAUGGGUGGAGAUGAUGUUGUUCAAGAGCCUAAAAUUCUGUGGAAACCAAAAGGGAAUUCUGCUAAUAUGAACUGCACACACACUAUGGGUACUUCAUACUUCCAGAUGUACUGGUACCGUCAGCGUCCAGGAGAGACCAUGAGGCUCAUAGUAUUGACUAUUGCUGGUUCAGACCCAGACUUUGGAGAUGUUGAUAAAGAUAAAUUUGAAGCUCAUAAAAGUGUUGCUGAUAGAGGAUCUCUAAUAGUGAAAGAUCUAGAGCCAGAAGACAGUGCCAUAUAUUUCUGUUUAGUGAGUCAACACAGUGUGUCAAAGGCUGGAGAGUGCUGAACAAAAACACACUACA
This is a messenger RNA of Megalobrama amblycephala (Wuchang bream), 555 nucleotides long. Its product is annotated as immunoglobulin iota chain-like. The transcript is spliced from 2 exons. Gene Ontology annotation, biological process: cell surface receptor signaling pathway. Lineage: Eukaryota; Metazoa; Chordata; Actinopteri; Cypriniformes; Xenocyprididae. The record is from RefSeq and is a predicted model, not a curated record. Gene Ontology annotation, cellular component: plasma membrane. Bases 156 to 539 code for a protein of 127 amino acids.